Molecule: messenger RNA, 810 nt
Organism: Phytophthora nicotianae INRA-310
Lineage: Eukaryota; Oomycota; Peronosporomycetes; Peronosporales; Peronosporaceae
Exons: 2
Coding region: 56-481 (141 amino acids)
Cellular component (GO): mitochondrial inner membrane
Source: RefSeq, a predicted model, not a curated record
CCGCCGCUCAUUUUACAGGGAGCCCAGACCAGCGGAACGGGAUAUAGCUACCAUCAUGCGCGCUGCCGGUUUCCUCGCUCGCCGCCUGGCUGCCGUUUCGGGCCGCCGCGCCAUGUCCUCGGCGCAUGGUCACGGCCACAACUACCCUCACGGCAUGCAUUUCCACGUGAGCCCCGUGCACAAGAACCUAGCGCUGGCUUACGGCACGAUGCUCUGGCUCUGGGUCUUCUGGCGAGCAAAACAAGACGGUCUCGCCGUGCUGGGCUUCGAGCACCCGUGGGACCACGGCCACAGCCACCACGAUGAGCACGCCGAGACGUCGAACCAAGGCAACUACGUGCUGGUAGACGGUAAGCUGAAGUACGAGCGCUCCGAGAUCGGCGCUAUGCCUAUGCCGGUGGAGAUUGGCGAGGAGGAGGAGGAGAGCGAAGAGGAGACGAGCGACGUCUUGGACGACCUGCACGACGAGGACGAGGAGUAGAUUCUCCAUACACAACAGAGCAGGUUCCUUCCUCUUAACAGCACAGACGGCGCAGCUCUUUUCGACUGCUAAAGUGGACUGGAGACUUGCGGGUUGUUACACUGGAGAGAAAUUGCAAUAAAACCCCACAAAAAAAUGAACGAAGGGAUGGAUUGAUGAAUGUACCUGAACCUGUAGACACAGACCAAGAUGGAUAAGCAGGAGACGCAUCAUUCAGUUAAACAACAUCGCUUGUUGUGCAUACAGGGACAGACUUGAUCCCUUCCGCCGUGAGGGUUACAUGGUCAGCAGUUUGGAGUGCAGCUCUUCCAGAUCUUCCGUCGUCCUGU